Messenger RNA from Gossypium raimondii (Peruvian cotton), 593 nucleotides. RefSeq lists its product as uncharacterized. The transcript is spliced from 3 exons. The record is from RefSeq and is a predicted model, not a curated record. NCBI's taxonomy places the organism in Eukaryota, Viridiplantae, Streptophyta, Magnoliopsida, Malvales, Malvaceae. The coding region runs from base 99 to 593 and encodes 164 amino acids.
AAAAGUUGGACGCCUUCAGCUUUUUGACAUUACACAUAGGAAGAAAGAUGGAUCUCCUAUGACUUCUGAAGCUGUAGAAAUUAUGCUCGCAUCAAUACAUGCCUUCGGGGAGUCAGGCUCAAGUUGAAGUUCAGAGGUUAAGAGACCAGAUAGCUCAGAUGCAAGUGAGCACAGUUGAGCAAAUUACUCAACUUAAAGCGGAGGUAGCAUCGAGAGAAGCUGAGGUUCAAAGAAAAUAUGAAGAUCUCCAGCUACAACUUAAAGCAGAGGCAGUAGCGAGGGAAGCAGAGGCAACAGCAAGAGAAGCAAAGGCAGCAGCGAGGGAAGCAGAGCAGAAAGCACAACGCACUUCAACUACAACUUCAGAAUAUGAAGAAGAUGUUUCAACAGUCGCAAAAUCCGCCAUCUUAAACUAUUGUAUGAAUAUUUUUAACAUUUUAACUUUUAACAUUAUUCAUGUUUUGGAUAAUUUGAAUCGUGGCUACCUUUAUCUCAAAAUUAUUGGUGUUAAUCGCCGGCGUUCUCACACAACAUCUGCUGAGCCAUUGGGAUUUCUUCCCAAUUAUUUCCUUGUUGCUCUCUUGGAUCCUUAG